AUUAUUCCAUAGUGAUCAGCUCAGUGCAGUGGGAUUGCUACUAUGAGUAGUUCUAGUGAGGGCUUGUAGGAAAAGGCAGUCACUUUUCAGCUCAGAUUUUCCUUUUUUUUUUUUUUUGGGGAGCUGUCUUCUGAUCUAACCCAGAUGAGUUCCUAUUUUGUAAAUCCGCUCUACUCCAAAUACAAAGCAGGAGAAGCUAUAAAUCCGGCUUACUACGACUGUCAUUUUGCCCAAGAUGUUAGCAGCAGGCACCCUCUGGUGUUUAGUGGCAGCCCAGGUCUGCAGCACCCCAAUCAGGAUCUCUACCAUCCGGGGAACCCAGCAGCCAUCCCGAGCCCCGCAGGCUAUCAGCAGGCUCCUUGUGGGAUUACGUGUCAUGGUGACCCCACUAAAUUUUACGGAUACGAUAACUUACAGAGACAGCAGAUUUUUACGACACAUCAAGAGGCCGAGCUGGUCCAAUAUCCUGACUGUAAAUCGUCCAGUGGUAAUAUUGGAGAGGAUCCAGAGCACUUAAAUCAGAACUCUUCUGCUUCUCAAAUGUUCCCCUGGAUGAGACCACAAGUAGCCCCUGGGAGAAGGAGAGGAAGACAAACCUACAGUAGAUUCCAAACGCUGGAGCUGGAGAAAGAAUUCCUGUUUAACCCUUACUUGACCAGGAAGAGAAGGAUCGAGGUGUCUCAUGCCCUGGGACUGACUGAAAGGCAGGUGAAAAUUUGGUUUCAAAACCGAAGGAUGAAAUGGAAAAAGGAAAACAACAAGGAAAAAUUCCCAAUCUCCCCCCAUGAGGGGAAGGAAGAUACCAAGGCAGAAGAAAGUAUGGUGGAAGAGGACCGAGGAGGAGAUACCAACUGACUUCCUAAUGAGACAUGUCAUAGACUACUUUCAUGGAAGGGAUGAGUAGUUGAGUCAGCCAUGCACAUACUAACAAAGCACAAAGCA
Nanorana parkeri is the source of this 942-nucleotide messenger RNA. RefSeq names its product homeobox D8 (gene HOXD8). Bases 145 to 855 code for a protein of 236 amino acids. Lineage: Eukaryota; Metazoa; Chordata; Amphibia; Anura; Dicroglossidae. The record is from RefSeq and is a predicted model, not a curated record. Gene Ontology annotation, molecular function: DNA-binding transcription factor activity, RNA polymerase II-specific; RNA polymerase II transcription regulatory region sequence-specific DNA binding. Gene Ontology annotation, cellular component: nucleus. The transcript has 2 exons. Gene Ontology annotation, biological process: regulation of transcription by RNA polymerase II.